GCUAUUAGAGCAGCAGUAAUUGUUCUGAUUGAAACACUGCUUUUCUACCUUACAGGGGAGCAAGGGAACUUUGGAAAAGUGAAUUCCAAAAAUCUGGGCCUUCCCUAUGACUACUCUUCAGUGAUGCACUAUGGCGCGUAUGAUUUCUCCAGCGCUCCAGGGAAAGCAACUAUUGUGCCAGUUCCUGACUCCUCUAUACCCAUUGGACAGAGAGAAGGGCUGAGUAACUUGGAUGUCGCUAAAAUCAACAAGCUCUACAAGUGCAAUUGCUGUAGCUCUGUGCUGCGUAAAUCCAAAGGCUCAUUCUCCUCUGUCAAUUAUCCGUUCCCAUACCCAAACAACAGCAACUGCCUAUGGUUGAUCCGCAUCCGCCGAAGUAAGAUUUUCCUGCAGUUUGAGGCUUUUGAUCUCCAACGCACCUCAGACUGUUCUUCUGACUAUGUAAAAAUUUACAACGGAAACAGCAAGACUUCCCCUGUCUUGCUGGACAAAUACUGCGGGAGGGGGCCACUGCCCUCCUUAGUGGUGUCUGGAUCGACAGUGCUGGUAGAGUUUGCGAGUGAUGAGAGCAUUACAGCCACAGGAUUCAGAGCCUCCUACAGCCGGGUGAAUUGCGGAGAUACUUUCAGAGGCUCAAAUGGAGUCAUCACCUCUCCAAACUACCCCAAUAAAUACCCGAAAAACCAAGCAUGCUUCUGGGUUAUCAGCUCUCCAGUAGGAUACAAGGUAUCUCUCAAAAUGUUAUCCUUUGAGCUGGAAGACAGUGACAGAUGCAUCUAUGACUACUUGCUCAUACACGAUGGAAGCCGACCUACAUCACCUGCAGUUGGCCCUUACUGUGGGACAGAGAAGGUUGCAGACUUUACUUCCACUGGGAACUUUGUGCUGGUUGAGUUUCACAGUGAUAUAGUUUGGGAGUUGCCUGGAUUCGUGAUGAGUUAUACAUUCACCAAGCUCGCUUACGCAGUUCAUAUAGACAACCUUAGCACAGCCUGGAAAUCACCGCUUUACACUAAAGAUGCAAAGUGGGUUGUUUAUACAGCAUCUCAGCUCAAAGAAUUGCACUACUCCUGCGAGAUGAACCAGGAGCUGGACGAACUGCGGGGGCCGGGCCCCAUCUGGUGGACACGGUCCGGGGAAUGCAAAGAUGCCUCCUUCUUCUCCAGCCACGGCGGAGCGAGACCACCUUCUGCCCUGGCCCCGACUCACUUCCAUCCCGCGCGUUCGGCGGCGGCGUUUCUGAAGAGCACGGCGCGCAUCGGCGCGGGAUGUGCGGAUCUGUUGGAAACAAUCGCUCAAGUACGCAACGGGAAACCGGUGAAACCCCCAGCUUGCCGGUUCUCCCUCUCGCACCGCAAACCGCAAUGCCCUCCGUUAUCGUG
Molecule: messenger RNA, 1382 nt
Organism: Eurypyga helias (sunbittern)
Lineage: Eukaryota; Metazoa; Chordata; Aves; Eurypygiformes; Eurypygidae
Product: embryonic protein UVS.2-like
Exons: 9
Biological process (GO): proteolysis
Molecular function (GO): metalloendopeptidase activity; serine-type endopeptidase activity
Source: RefSeq, a predicted model, not a curated record